AAUGUUUCAGUUAAUAUAAUCCGUGAAGAUAUACAAUUCGAUAAAAACAAGUGCGUUCGUUACAAAAAAUUAUCCUUUUUUUGUGCAUAUAUAUGUCCGAUUCUAUUAAACUUACAAUUCAAAUUCUUUGUUGGACUACAACAGUGCAGUGUGAAAUUCCAAAAGAGUUUAAAUUAAAUAAAAAGUCACUUCCAUUUAAGUGUACAUUUGUUCUGCUUAUUUAAAAACAAAAAACAAAAGAGUUUUUGCCGAGAAUCCUUUUUAUUCAAAAUAGAAAAAUAUUAAUAUCAAUUACCUAUUUGUAGGAAAUUGGCAAGUUCAGUUAUCAAAAAAAGUACUAAAAAAGAAUUCAAAUUGAUACUGGGAACACUUGAAAAAAAUCUCAUGCGGAAUUGUUCAGCUAUUUGGGCAAAAAAGCUACAAAACAAACAAGCAAAAAAGUGAAUAAGAACAUUCUCUAUAAAGCUAUCAUCGUUUUCCUACUAAGUAGUAACGUUGGGAUAAAAUUUUUCAAAAACCAAAAAAAAAAAAAGUUAAAUCUAGAAUCUCUAUAAAGGACACAUAAAAAAACACGAAAAAAGUUUGCUUUUACUUGUUUUUGGCAGAUGCUCAGAACUGUUUUAUUUUUUUUUUUGUUCAUUGCUCUUUUAUAUUUUUUCAUCUACCGGAAAUUGAGGAUAUAAAUUUUCACAUUGCAUUUUCUCAAAAAAUUGUUUUUAAACAAAAAAAGAAGUAAAAUCACAAAAAUAUAAAAGAAAACAAAAAAAAAAAAAUAGGAAGGGACUGCAUUUGUCUAGAUUUAUUGAGCGUACGUUGUGUUAAAUACUGUUGGUGAGGAUAUAUAUUUUUGCUGUUGCCGAAUAUAUACUAUAUAAUACAACCAAUUGAAAAAUCGCUUCCAUCUGGUGCAUGUUCUUAUUCCUCACAGAUUUUCUCUUGUUUUAUAACAACACAUAAAACAUACACUUGAGUUACAGUACAGAGAAAAUCCCAAAAUAAAAAGGAUAUAUUCUACAAUUUCCGAAAUUCCGGCACUGUGUGAAUUUUAACUGCUUCAAGGAACACACAUUCUAUAUCUACACGAGAGCAGCGAAAUGAUGAUGGCAGCAGGAGUUUUGAAACUUUGUGAAUCGUACAAGUCUUUUGCAAUGAUAACACAAUUUUUGAUUGUGGGUGUUAGUGUUUGCAUCUGUAUUGUGAAUGCUUUUGAUGACAACGAUUAUAGUAAUGAACCAAGGGACAUUCCUUAUCAAAUCCAUCAUCAACAACAACAACUCCAACAACAACAACAACAAAUGCCAUUUAGUUUUGAAAAUUUGCAACGUUUACGUGCAAAAUUACAAAAUGGUGCUCCUUAUCGAUAUGAAAACAACAGAAAUGCCAACUCAAAUCAAAAUAACAGAAAUACUUACAAAAAUGACCAAAGGAUAGAACCAGAAGAACCAGCAGCAGUACCAAAAGAUCAAGAAAUAAGUGGUGUCCAAAAAACCCAUCCGAACGACAAUAACCAACCAAAAUUCAAUGAAAUGGAGUUCUUCGACGAAUUUGAAUCUAACCUCCCUUAUGGAAUCCAAAAUGUCCGACGGGAUCUCAGCAGUCGAUCUAGCCGCAGCCAACCGCUACGUAUGCACAAACCAAAAACCACUUUCCAAUCGUUGUGUCCCUCCAAGCGUCUAGUCAUCCCACUGGAGACCAUCGAAUACAUAUACCGUCCGGAUCACUAUGAGGAAGUUACCUGUUACCACAGUUACGCACCGAACCGGGACUACCUUUCCGAAACCAAUAAGGUUUGCAGCGAAGCAGGAUUCACUUGUAUCCAAUUGAAUCGGACUGUGUAUCUGACGAGGCGUGCCAAGGGUUCCGAAUGCUGGGAAUCUGAGACGAGAAUCGUACCGUCUGGCUGCGAGUGUAUGUGGCCGAAGCACACCUUCGGUGACAUCAUCACGUACCAUUGAAUUUACAAAGGACCACAUCAAUAUCACAAACAGUACCACCAAUUGUAAAACCGUUAACAACACAUAUCUAUCCAAACCAGAGACUCCUAACCAUUCAACAUACAACACGCAUUCAUAUUGUAACCAAAUAAUUUGAUGAAACAAUUCGAAUUAUUCAUUAAAUUAAUUUCUACAUUAUUCGAUUAUAAAAAUAAUAAUAAUAUUUUAUUUAUUUUAUUGAUUGUUUGAAAUUUUAACCAUUUGAUUGUGUUUACACCACAACUACCAUCUACUUUUGUUGUGUUGCCAGGAAGAGUGUCUUUUCGAUAUGCAAAUAAUCUCAAAAAUUAUUGUCAUCUGUUUUGUUAAUGAAAAUUGUGUGUGACCAAUUUAAAUGUGUAAUUUAAUUAUAUUUCAAUAUUUUUUUAUCAAACAGAAAUUUUAUUAAAUUAAAUUUUGUUGUCAUUUAUUUCAAAUAAAAUUUUAUACUUAUAUUUAUUUAUUCACUUAUAGCUACAUUUAUAAUAAUAUUUUACAAUACCAAAACAUGUCAAUUACAUAUCAUAGAAAUUUUUAAAAAAGUUUAUAAUAUUGUCAAUAAGUUUAAAAAAGAAGAAGUUUUUUU
Episyrphus balteatus (marmalade hoverfly) is the source of this 2559-nucleotide messenger RNA. RefSeq lists its product as uncharacterized. Bases 1095 to 1955 code for a protein of 286 amino acids. The transcript is spliced from 5 exons. The record is from RefSeq and is a predicted model, not a curated record. Lineage: Eukaryota; Metazoa; Arthropoda; Insecta; Diptera; Syrphidae.